AUGGCGCCAAUAAAGAAAUAUUCUCCGGAGCAGAUGGGUUGGGCGAUAGAUGCUGUUAGAAGAGGAUCAAAUAUAAAUGAUGCAGCCCAACGAUUUAACGUGCCUAGAGCAACUUUACACAAUAAAAUCACCGGUAAAAGUCCCAAAGAGUGUUCAAUGGGACCCAGUACAGUUUUAUCUAAAACAGAAGAGGAUAUAUUAGAAGUAUGGAUUAAAGAUAUGGCGGAUAAACAUAUACCAGUUACAAAAGACACCUUAUUGGAUAGUGUACAAAGUAUAAUCAUCGAAAAAAAACAAAACACACCUUUCACCAAAAAUAGACCUGGUAAAAAAUGGUAUUCCGCUUUUCUGAAACGUCACCCUGAGAUUGCUGAACGUACUGCUCAGAAUUUGUGCAAGGCUAGAGACAACGUCACUGAGGACGAAAUUGAGAAGUGGUUUUCCGAAGUGGAAAGUGAUCUGAAAAAAAGAGGUCUGUCACAAGUUCUGGAACAUCCUGAAAGAAUAUUUAAUACAGAUGAGAGUGCGUUUUUUCUAAAUCCUAAACCAGGACGUGUACUUGCUAAGACGGGACAAAAAUUUGUUUAUUCGUGUUCAGGUGACGAAAAAAAAAAUUUGACUGUUCUAAUUACCGGAAAUGCUGCGGGAAAUCUUGCACCUACUAUGGUCGUUUACGACUAUGCAAGAAUACCGCCAGCAAUAUCAGCCACUUACCCAAAAGAUUGGGGUAUUGGUCGCUCUGAAAGCGGUUGGAUGUGCUCAGGAACAUUCUAUGAAUAUGUAACGAAUGUUUUUAAUCCAUGGCUAAUCAAGGAAAACAUUGAAAAGCCAGUUCUAUUGUUUUUGGAUGGACAUUCCUCACAUUUGACUUUACACUUAGCCAACUUCUGCUCUCGGAAUGGAAUUGAAGUAGUAGCCCUUAAUCCGCAUUCCACUCAUAUUAUGCAGCCCAUGGACGUGGCUGUUUUUCGGCCUUUGAAAUUAUCAUGGAGAGAAGAGGUCCGAACCUGGAAAAUGCAAAAUUUAGGACAAGUGCUCGAAAAACACGAUUUUGCACCAGUUUUUAAGACGGGGUUAGAAAAAAUCACUGUUGCUACAAUUAAAAAUGGGUUUCGAGCUAGUGGACUGUACCCAUUUGGUCCUGAAUACGUGAAUAUGUCAAAAACAGAAGAAUUAAGAAACAAUAAGAAGCGCAAAAUUAAAGAAAAAAUUCCAUUCACUAUCACUAGUCCCGCAUGGUUAGCAUAUAGUACUAAAAAGGAAGAAGAAAAAAAGAAACUACUAAAAGAGAAAGAACUCCGUGUCAUACAACGAGAAGAAAAGAAAAAUGAAAAAGCAAACAACAAAAAAACGAACGUAAAAAAACAAAGAAACAACAUUAAAUCGACUGAAACUGAAAUCCUUCAUCUUCAAAGUGAUGAAAGCGUGACGUCUGAUGCGUUGGAAUUGGACGAUGGGCCUUUAAGUACACUGUUCCCUUCUCCAAUGAAAGUAACACAUGGUAGUUACGUAAUAGUGCUAUACGAAGGUCAACAUUUUCCUGGCAUUGUAAAUAAUGUUAACAACAAUGAAUAUGAAGUAAGCACUAUGACAUUUUCUUCUGGAAAAUCUUAUAAAUGGCCGGAGAAACCCGACAAAACGUGGUACCGUAAAGAACAAGUGGUGGAGGUAAUAAAGCCCCCCAUCUUAUUAAACAAACGAGGUUUUUAUUCCGUGAAAGAAAUGGAAAAGUACUCUGAUUACACUUAUUGA
Cydia splendana is the source of this 1752-nucleotide messenger RNA. RefSeq lists its product as uncharacterized. NCBI's taxonomy places the organism in Eukaryota, Metazoa, Arthropoda, Insecta, Lepidoptera, Tortricidae. The coding region runs from base 1 to 1752 and encodes 583 amino acids. The transcript has 2 exons. The record is from RefSeq and is a predicted model, not a curated record. Gene Ontology annotation, molecular function: DNA binding. Gene Ontology annotation, cellular component: nucleus.